Molecule: messenger RNA, 1287 nt
Organism: Rotaria sordida
Lineage: Eukaryota; Metazoa; Rotifera; Eurotatoria; Philodinida; Philodinidae
Source: the annotation of a GenBank genome assembly
AUGUAUUUUCGUCGAUAUCGUUUAUUAAAAGUGUUACCGAUUCUUAUUUGUUUAAUAAUUCCAUUGUAUCAUGUAUAUCGUUCAUUAUUUAAUUCAAUCAAAAAUCAACCAUUGAUUAUAAAUAAAGAAACAAAAUCAUUGAUUUCAUUUGAUUUAAAUAAAGAUUUUGAAGAAAUUUCAGAAAAUCUUCCACCAUUUUAUAUUCGUUUACCAAAUUUUUCUGAUAAUGAAGCAAAAAAUUGGUUUUAUAAUUCAACAUAUUAUAAAAUAAAUUCUAAAACAUGUUCAAAUAAUUCUUGUGAACAAAAUGGAAUUUUAUUUAAUGAUAUAAAAGAACAUCUUUCAGUUAAAAUAGCAUUUAUUAAAAAUGGUCUUUAUUUAAAUGAUGAUUGUGGUUAUAAUUAUGGAGAUACAAAUAUUAGAAGAACAUUUCAAUAUGAUAAUGAAGCAACAGUUAUUUAUGAUAAAGCAAUUCUUUAUACAGUUCCUGAUGGAUGGGCUUUUCAACAUUUUCUUGAUGGUAUUGGACCAAAAUUAUCUCAUUCACGAUCUUAUUUAGAUAAAUAUCCAGAUGCUAAAAUAAUAAUAAUAAGCGGUGCUCGAUUUGAUCGAUCUGUCAAAGAAAUUUGGUCACUGCUUGGAGUUGAAGAAUCUUCACGAAUAAUUCAUUAUACAGGAAAUAUGAAAGUUGGUGCUCAUCUAUUAAUAAAUCCAUGUCGCACUCCUGGUAUUCAUCCUCGUUUAUGGCAUGAUGCACGUGAAAUGUAUUGGUCAAUAUCAAAUAUAUCAAAAUCAUUAAAUGAAAAUAAACGAAUUAAUUUUAUUUAUAUUCAACGUACACCAUCAAAUGCAAUGAAUGGAGGUCGACUUAUUUUAAAUGAACAAUCAUUUAUUGAUUUAUUAAAAGAAUAUUGUUUAAAAAAUUCUUUAAAUUAUAUUCAAUAUGAUCAUUCAAAAGAUGUCAAACAUAUAAAACAUCGUAUUGAACUUUUUUAUAAUGCUCGAUAUAUAAUUGGUGUUCAUAGUGGUGCUUUAUCAAAUAUGAAUUUUGCUCAAUCAGGAACAACAAUUAUUGAAAUAAUGCCUUUUAGAUCAAGCACAAGUUAUCUUCCAAUGACUUGUUCAAUGUUUAAUCCUGAAGAUUUAAAAGCAUGUGCUGGUUAUAUAUUAUAUACUCAAUCUCAAUUACUUAAUCAAACUUAUUGGAUGCUACCUACUGUUGUUAAUAAUCAAGGAAAUAUGAAUGUAGAUUUAAAUAGAGUGAAAAAUCUUCUUCAACAAAUUUAA